AUGAAAUCCCUACAAUCAACACGGAAAAGUUUAUCUAUUCGCGCCUUACUUGAAGAUGAAAAUGAGGAGGAAGAAGAAGUGGUUGCAAACACUAUCCCAAAUCAAAAUGACUCAUUAACAUCGACAGUAUCAAGUAAUUUUGUCCUUAGAAGGCAAGCAAGUAAAAUUAAGGCAGCAUCAACUAGUCACAUAGAUACUAGAGUACUUCUUCAACAUAAAUCAACACCCGAGGAAGUUACUUCUGAUUCUAGCUGGAUACAAGACGUUUCAAAGAAUAGAGAUAAAUAUUUUGAAAAGAUAAUAUCAGAGUUUGACACUCUUCAUGAUCGUCUUCGGGAAACUGCAGACUCAUAUAAGGGAGAUGUGAGAUUAAUAUCUUCUUCUAGUCAAACAGUUGCUGAUUGGGAUAGUAUUCUCACACAAGACACUAAGGAUUAUAUUGGUAUUCUGAAAAAAGAAAUGGAAGAUCUUGUUGCUGCUCAUCAAGAACAAGACAGAGAAAAUAAGAGAAAGUUUGAAGAACAAAUUGAACAAAUAAGAAAAUUUCAUGACGAGCAAUUCCGAUUUAUUCAUAACAAAAGUGAAGAACUUAAAGCUAGAGAGUAUGCUGCAACAGAGAUAAAGGUUAGAAAUGAAUUGGAUAAACAAGAAUACAAGAUGAGACAAGAAAUGCAUGCCUACAAGAAGAAAUUGGAAACCUUUAUGGAAAAUUAUAUUCAAAAGGAGUUUAAACCUCACAUGGAAUUAAUGUUUGGAAAUGCUACUUCAUUGAUGGAUUUAUGUAAAAAACUAUCUCUAACAACCACAAAUACAUUGUUGAAAGAGGAAUGUGAUAAAGCAUUUAAGAGAAUUGACAGACUUUCCGUGUUUGACCUACCCAGUAAGCUCAAGGUAAUCAAGGCUGCAAUUUUAUCAAGCAGUAAAUUAGAUGCUGUCACUGCUGAUGCAGAAGUUCAGGCUGAUGAAACAUAUAUUUUCAUUGAUCAAAGUGUUUUACAAAAAAAGCUACACGCACAAUACCAAGAUAAGAGUGUCAUGGUUGGAGCUUACACAUAUGAGGGGUUCAGUCAGACAGAUCUUUCCUCACAAGAUAUUGACGCUCUACUAGAAUAUAAGGAAAAUCAUCUCUCUGUUAGAGAAUCAGUUGAGGAUGAUACAAAGCUUCAUCUAUCAACUGAUACUUCAGUAUCACCUUUUGCUAGCAUAAAUUCUUCAAUAGAUUCCGUUGCCAAGCAUCAAUUACACAAAAUUGUGUCUUCAGACAAAAAGAUCAGAAAGAAUAAGGCAGUAUCAAGAGAAAGUUCACCCAUUCCUUUGGUAAAACAAGCAUCUAAAACGAAUGCAAUGCGAGAUUCUGGAGACAAACAACCCAUAACGAAACAACAACGAGAAACGCCAAAUAAGGUUGAGCAUAAGGGAUUAAGGAAAUCGAAGCAAGAAGAGAAGCCCCAGACACCUCAACCACUCCAAAAUUCGAUUCAAACACCAAUCCACAGUCCAGUUCAUUCUCCAUCACACCAAUUGAUGUCAUCACCAAUUCAAACACCAAUGCAGAGCCCCAAUCGUACACCACAAGUACAUAACUCACAUAUUCAAACACCUAUCAAACUAUCAUCAUCUUCGUCCAUAUCGAUAUCCUCUCAAUCUCCAAUACAACCUCCUCUUUCCUUUGCAGGAAUGGAGGGAAAAGCCCCACCAACAUCCAAGCAACGAAUAGAUGACCAAAUUGAAGAGUUUGCGCCUCUCAAAUCUGAUACAGAGCCAAAUGUAUCUAAUGAACCCAAUGUAUCCAUAGAAAUAGAAACAAGGGAGAGCCAAACAUUACCACUUGAUGAAACUUUAGAAUUUAUUGAAGACAAGUCCAGCCCUCUUCCUCCUAUUGAAAUAGCAAGGGAUGUGGUUAAGGAAAGACCAAUUGAUAAUCCUGUUGACAUGUUAGAACAAGUCUUCUCGCCUCGUAAUGUGAAUGAGAGUAAAAAGACAAAGUCUAAAACUCCAGAGUUUACUAGAAUCAAAAAACAACAAGAGAAAAAGAGAGAAACGCCUCCUACAAAGAAUAAGAAUACAGAAGAUUCAACUCCUAAACCUUUACAGAAAAAGAAUUCUCAAACACACAAAAAAAGUGCCGAAAAAGAAACUCCACCAAAACCCCUUCCAAGGCUUUCAUUUGAACGUGUAAGAUCUGAUCCAACAGUUCAAGGAAAUAUCAGACAAUCAUUUCCUAUUGUGGCUUCACAAACAUCAGUACAAUCAUCUCAGUUCACUCAAACAACCGAGAGAUUAAUGUCUGUCUCUCCUAGAAUUCCAAUCAAACUUCCAAAACUAGAUCUUCCAGAAAGAGAAGAGGACAGUGAAGUUAUUUACUCUACAAGAAGUAGUGACUCAUCGGUAGCUUCCUCUGACUUUUUAGUCUCUGUUUCUCUAUCCACCAUUGUUCCAAACGAGAGACUACCAAGUGCAGUUAAGAAAAGAAAGAAAGUAACUGUGGAUCCCCCUAGAAAAUCUCUUCCAAAAAUUUGUGAAGCUGAUAGGGAGUUGAUUAAAAGAAUGUCAAAAGUUGGAACAUCAAUUGAUGAUCAAAUGAUUCCAAUUUUGGAAGAUUUAUUUGUUAGAGCAGAAAUUGAUCCAGUAUAUCAUUAUUCAAAGUUUACAAUGAAACAAAAGGAUUGCCUAAUCAUAACACACAAACUAUUUCCAGAAACUUUGGGAGGUCUGAACACAAUUCUCGAAGAAACUCCAAAAACUCCUCAUCUUUCUGUCAAGACAUCUAAGGGUGGUAGCUUUGAGGAGGAAUUUGACAAGUUAUUGAACUAUAUCUCGUACUUGAAAAUAUCUUACAAGAGGAAAGAGUUCAUGUUAACGAACCAAUUGAAAAGUUUAGAGGUAAAGGUGGAAGAGUUGUUAUCACAUAAUGUGGAUAUUAGAAUGGUUGGUGAAAGUUUGAGAUUUGAUCAAUCACAAUCAAUACAAAAACUCUCCAAUGAAAAUGUAAUGCUCAUACAAAAGAUUGAACAAUUGAAUAAGCAGAUCCAAGACAUCAUUACUGGAAGGUGGAAAUAUGAUGUGCACAAAAAAGAGUUAGUUUAUGUCAAAUUUGAAGAUGAGCCACCAGGAUCUGCAGAAGAAUUUACCUCAAUGAGUAGAGCAAAUGUUUCAAGACAAUCUCAAAAUCAAUUAUCACCAAAUAAUGAUAGAACACAUUAA
This is a messenger RNA of Naegleria gruberi, 3204 nucleotides long. RefSeq lists its product as uncharacterized. The record is from RefSeq and is a predicted model, not a curated record. NCBI's taxonomy places the organism in Eukaryota, Heterolobosea, Eutetramitea, Acrasida, Naegleriidae. The coding region runs from base 1 to 3204 and encodes 1067 amino acids. The transcript has a single exon.